This is a messenger RNA of Schistosoma margrebowiei, 3726 nucleotides long. NCBI's taxonomy places the organism in Eukaryota, Metazoa, Platyhelminthes, Trematoda, Strigeidida, Schistosomatidae. The record is from the annotation of a GenBank genome assembly.
GUAACAUACUAUGACAAACUAACUAUUUAUUACUCUCUAAUUUGUAGUGCUACGUCAACUGAGAUUAACCUAUGAAAAAUUUGUUUACCUGUUUUUCUGUUACUCUAUUCUUUUUUUAGCACUUUCAUCAUCCUGUCCAUCCAUUCAACUAUUCUUGAAUAGAGAUGUGUAGUGAGUAUGUCAUUAUUUCGAAGAUUUUUCUCAUGUACCUCUACUGACAAUUAUCCAUUCUCAUAUACAACUAAUCUUGUACAAGAGAAUACUAAAAAAUUUCCUAAUAAUGGUAAUAAUAAUUGUAUCAUAUGUCAUGAAUCCGUUAUAACUUGUUUAAAUAAUCAAUCUAUUAAAAAGCAGAAAUAUUUGUCAUCAAUUACAAAAUAUAAGCAAUUAUCGCCGUUAACAACGGAAGAAAAUCAAAAUAUUCAAACAAAACAACCAGGAACUAUGUCAGUUUGUAUUUCAUGUACAGAUAUACUUGAUAAUAACAAGAAUCCACAACUAAGUGAUAAUAAGAUGUUAGAUGUAACAACUUCAUCUUAUCAAUACAAUUUAACACAUCCAUACACUACUAAUAUUAUUACUACUAAUCCAACAACAACAUCACCAAUAUCAACAGUAAAAACAUGUAUUUCAAUGAAUGAUACUUCUGAAAAAUCAAUUAGUUUACAAUGUUCUAAAUUUAUUACACGUUGGAUAACACAAUGUCCAUUUCAAUGGAAUAUAAAAUCAUCAAAUCAACAAAAAACUAUAAUAAAUAAUAAUAAUAAUUGGCAAACAACAACAUCAACAACUAUCAUUUCUAAUAAUCCUAUUGAUCCUAUAUAUACACAAUCCAGAUAUCAACAAGAUCUAUUAAAUCCAAUCAACAAAACAAUUCAAACUACUAAUAAUGAUGAAAAUAUUCAUGAAUUUAUUGAAGAAUGUGUUAUACCUGUACCUGUAUUUAAUUUAUUUCUAUAUUUAGCACAAGAAGGUGUUUAUGCAAGAGAUUUAUUUCGACGACCUGGUAAUAUUGCUCAAAUUAAACAUAUAUUACAACGUUUUGCAUCGGAUCAAAUGAUUGAUUGGAAAGAUUAUAAUAUUCAUACUGUAGCAACAGUUGCUAAACGUGUAUUAUUUAAUAUACCAAAUGGUUUAAUUGGUUUGAAAGGUGAAAAACAAUUAUUACGUACUGCUUUAUUAACACAACAACCAUUAAAUGAUAAUAAUCAAUUAAAAACAAUAUGUAAUACAUCUAUAAUACAUCAUCAUGAUACAUUUAAUUUAGAAAUUGGUAAUAAAUCAGAGAAUUUACUCCUAGAAUUAGAUGAACCAACAAAUACUUCACCAUUAAUAUCUGUAUUAGAUGAAACACAUUUAAAAGAUAAUAACAAGAAUCUAUAUUAUACAAAUAAAGAAUAUACAGAACAAUUCAAUGAUUUAAUAAAACGUGCUAUAGUUAUUACAAAUAUUGAUACAACUCAACAAUCUAAUACGGUGAAUUUAUUAUUUUCAUAUGGUUCAAUAAAACAAAUCUAUCAAUUAACUCCAGUGGAUAUAGAACGUGUACAAGUUUUUCAAAAUAUACUUAAAGAUUUAACUAUAGCACAUCGUCAACUAACUAUAAUGAUAUUUGGUAUAUUACAUCAACUUGUAUUCAAUAUGGCAUUUAAUACGGCUAAUCAAAACCAUGGAUUAGAAAAAGAUAAUGAUGAAUUACCUAAUAUUCCAUUACUUAAAUUAGCUGAAGGAGUUGUAAAAUCAGUUGCUGGUUCAAUGUUUCAUUCAUGUGCAUCAUCAAUAUUGUUAAUAAAUCAAACAACACAAGUACUUCAGUCACUUGUCAUUUGUUUCCCUGUUGUGGAUAAACAUUUCACACAAUUCUAUUGGGAUAUAUUAGAUAAUCGUUAUAAAUUAAAAAAAUCAAAAUCAAAUCAUUUUCCUGCUGUAAAAAUGAACAUUACAAAAUCGGGUGGUACUACACGUUCAGAAUCUUGUUCAUUUAUGAUUUAUUCUAAAUCAGCUUAUUCAACUCGUUUAAUAAAUGCUGCUGGACGUCUUUUCUGUUUAAAGAAUUCUAGUCACAAUAAUAUUACCAUUAAUAAUAAUACCAAUAAUAAUAAUGUUGUCAAUGAUGUACAAACAUCACCGCCAACAUCAAUUACAUCAUCAGUGAAACAUUUUUGUUUUCCAUUAAAAGAUUCAACACGUCAACUGCAAAAAUCAAAACAAUAUUUAUCAAUACAUCGUGAAGCAUCCAUAGAGUCAUCAUUCUAUCAAAAUACCAAUGAAACUAAUAAUCAAAAUAAACAGAAAGAAACAAUCAUUGAUCAACCUGUUGAUGUAUCACUUGUAUCGUUUACCGAUUCAUCAGAAUGUAACAAAAGAACUAAAUGUAAAGAUGUAAAAUUUUCAUCAUAUUCUAAAGUCAAUGUACAUAAUGAAUUAGAUAAUCAUAUAACAAAUGAAAUGAAUACAAAUUUCUAUUCUAACCCUAUCAAUCUUCGACGUAAUCAAUCACGCUAUCGUUCAUUACGUCGUAGACAAAUGGAAAAUUUAACAAAACGUGCUGAAUGGUUUUUACAACCAACUAUAUUACCUAAAUUAACAUUUACAUUAAAUCAAUUCAAUAAUAAUAAUGAUACAAAUACAACUAUGUCUACAAUAUCAUUAUUAAAUAUACAAGAUAAAAUUAAUAAUACAAUGACAAAUAAUCAUUCUAAUAUGAUACAAGUUGUUCAUCCAAGAAUAUUAUUCACUUCAUCAACAAGUGAUUUAUUGAUUCCAUCGAAUUAUGACCACCUAGAUACAAUAUAUUGUCGUCAACCCUAUGAUGAAACAUUAUUAGAUCAUCAAAAAAUCAAUCCAACUCAUUUAUAUCCAUCCUACAAUUAUGGUCAUAGUUUUAAUAGUUUAUUAAAUCAUUCAUUAUUAUCAACAACAUCAUCACCAUCAUCUAAUUAUUAUGUUAUAUCACAAUCAAAUCAAUUAUAUUCAUCGCAAUUAAAUCAAGAAAAUCAUACAAUCAAUUCAUUACGUAUACCGAAUUUAUCAUCAGAAGAGAAUAAUACUUCAACUCAUUCAUUUCUAUAUUAUAAUAUACCUAAAUAUUCAUUAUCAUAUCAUAAUGAUUAUGAUCAUAUCAAUAAACCUGAUCGUUUACAAUCAACGAGUUAUGAUAAUUUUCAUAUUCUAUCCUAUUCAUCUAAUCAUAAUAUACAUGAAAAUAAUAAUAUCAAUCUAAUAAAUGAUUGUAAUAUAACACCUACUAAUAUAUCUUCUAUAUCGAAUACGAAUUAUACCAAUUCAACAAAUCUUUCAUUCAAUGUUAAAAAUGAAUUACGUCAUAAUAAUAAUAAAUUAACAUCAUCUAUCUCAGGUUUAGAUAUUAUUAAAAAAUCAAAUAUGAUUUAUUCUGAUUGGUCCAUUGAUCGACCAAUCAAAAAUGAACUUUCAAAUCGUUAUCGUCCACGUAGUCAUAGUAUUAGUAAUAGUAAUAGUAGUAGUCGUCAUAGUAAUAAUGUAACUAAAUUAAAAUAAUCUACAAUAAUACCAUCAUAAAAUGAAUUUAAUAAUAAAUAGAUAAAUACAAAAUAUAAAUUAUAAACUAGUUGAUUGUUUUUUCUCUUUACUCAUUUAUUUUAUUCUUUAGUUACUUUUGUAUACAAAUAGAUUAAAUAUUAUUGGCUCAGUCAAUAAUAUUUUAAUGCUUUAACAAUACAAAAUGUCUCUUUCCCUCUAUCUCGU